This is a messenger RNA of Castor canadensis (American beaver), 2274 nucleotides long. NCBI's taxonomy places the organism in Eukaryota, Metazoa, Chordata, Mammalia, Rodentia, Castoridae. The record is from RefSeq and is a predicted model, not a curated record.
GGGGCGCGAGUCGGAGGAGCCGGUCCUGUGCGCUGCGCCCCACCCUCAGUCCCUCGGCCGCCCAAGCCUCUCGCCUCCUGGGCCGGGGUCUCUGGAAGUUGGGUCCCUGGUUCACCUUGGACCGCGCUCCACGGCCACAGUGGGAUGCUCCGCGACUGGCAGCGCCAUCGCUACCCCGCUCGGUCCUCGCCGGGUCCUGCAAGGGUCUCUGGGCCGGGCUUCCUGCAACUCUCUGCACAUUCUCUGGGACUCAGAACGGGAGCCUACUGGGGAGACCUUUCCAGCCUCCUCUGUGCCUCUUCCCCAUCAGCCAGAACGAAUGAUUGCCCAGAAAUGCUAGGAUCUAUAGGAAAGCUAAGCUCUCUCGGUUUCGCACCUCACCCCCCCAAUACCAAAAGAACCAUCGAGGGAUGGGGAGAGUCCUCCAAAGCGCCUCAGGUCUCAGCUGUGGACAGGGCCAGCAGUCGGUGCAUUUGUCCCCCUCAGGCCACCCACCUGGGGGAGACAGUGUGGUCCGCACCUCUGUAACUGGGGAAACUGAGACCAGAAAUGUCCUUCCGCAAAGUGGUGCGGCAGAGCAAAUUUCGGCAUGUGUUUGGGCAGCCGGUCAAGAAUGACCAGUGCUAUGAAGACAUCCGAGUGUCCCGUGUUACCUGGGACAGCACUUUCUGCGCAGUCAACCCUAAGUUCCUGGCAGUGAUUGUGGAGGCCAGCGGUGGGGGCGCCUUCCUGGUGCUUCCCCUAAGCAAGACGGGCCGCAUUGACAAAGCCUACCCCACAGUAUGUGGGCACACUGGACCUGUCCUGGACAUUGACUGGUGUCCCCACAAUGACGAAGUCAUCGCCAGUGGCUCAGAGGACUGCACAGUCAUGGUAUGGCAGAUCCCAGAAAACGGGCUGACAUCCCCACUGACAGAGCCAGUAGUGGUGCUAGAGGGACACACCAAACGCGUGGGCAUCGUUACCUGGCACCCUACGGCCCGAAACGUGCUGCUCAGUGCAGGCUGUGACAAUGUGGUGCUCAUCUGGAAUGUGGGCACCGCAGAGGAGCUGUAUCGCCUGGACAGCUUGCACCCCGACCUCAUCUACAACGUCAGCUGGAACCACAAUGGCAGCCUCUUCUGCUCCGCGUGCAAGGACAAGAACGUGCGCAUCGUCGACCCCCGCCGGGGCACUCUGGUUGCAGAGCGAGAGAAGGCUCACGAGGGGGCCCGGCCCAUGCGGGCCAUCUUCCUUGCAGAUGGCAAGGUGUUCACCACAGGCUUCAGCCGAAUGAGCGAGAGGCAGCUGGCACUCUGGGACCCAGAAAACCUUAAGGAGCCCAUGGCCCUGCAGGAGUUAGAUUCAAGCAAUGGAGCCUUACUGCCCUUCUAUGACCCUGACACCAGCGUGGUCUACGUCUGCGGCAAGGGUGACUCCAGCAUCCGGUACUUUGAGAUCACUGACGAGCCCCCCUAUAUCCACUUCCUGAACACAUUCACCAGCAAGGAGCCCCAGAGGGGCAUGGGCAGCAUGCCCAAGAGGGGCCUGGAGGUCAGCAAGUGUGAGAUCGCCCGGUUCUACAAACUGCACGAGCGCAAGUGUGAGCCUAUUGUCAUGACUGUGCCAAGAAAGUCUGACCUCUUCCAGGAUGAUCUGUACCCUGACACAGCUGGCCCUGAGGCGGCCCUGGAGGCAGAGGAGUGGGUGAGCGGCCGAGACGCUGACCCCAUCCUGAUUUCACUGCGGGAGGCCUAUGUGCCCAGCAAACAGCGAGACCUGAAGGUCAGCCGGCGCAAUGUGCUAUCCGACAGCCGACCAGCCAGCUGCACCCGCCCCGGGACAGCCACAUCCACAGUCGUCACCGGUGAUGCUGCACCCAGCGGCAGCCUCACUGGGACUGGGGAAGCUGGAAAGCUGGAAGAGGUGAUGCAGGAGCUUCGGGCACUGCGGGCGCUGGUCAAGGAGCAGGGGGAGCGCAUUGGGCGCCUGGAAGAGCAGCUGGGCCGCCUGGAGAAUGGGGACACCUAGGACCACCACCCAGACCUGCUCCCCACACUGCCACCUCCUUCACCCCCUUCUCACUUAGCUUCUGCUGGCAGGCCACACAAGGCUUUGACUGCCCAGGACCUCUGGGGCACCACUUGGCUUUUGUCAUUAUUACCAUGGAGGAAUUUUGUACCAAGGCAAGCUCGCUUGUACUCUAAGGGACCAUCUCCCCUGCCUGCCCAGCCGUCUGCCUGCUCUCCAGAGGAAGUGGCAGGGAUGGGCUCUAUAUUUUCAUUCCAAAUAAAA